UAAAGCACCUCCAUUUUCAGGAUGGCAAAGGAGGAGGGGGGGCCCAAACAACCAGUGGAAAGCAGGUAAAACAUUAACUUUUGUUCCGCUGACAAGAUACUGGCACUGCUUCCUUAUUAGUGGAAACAGUGGAAAGCUCGGGGGCCAGAUGUCGCUCGCUAAUGGGAGAAAAGAGUUUGGCCGCUGCCUCGGCAACCCGCAGAUCGUCUCCUACGCUGCUCUGACCGUUCAGACAGAAGACAUUACCGUUCGCAGACAGACACAUCAGGCUCAGCGGAACUGCUUCUUUCAGGAACAAUGCCUAUUUCUAAAGUAACAGGAGACCUGUUUGGAGAGCGUCUCAAUAGAUAUUUAACUUAGAAAACUCAAUUAACCUUCUAUUUCAGAGUAAAUAUUUUUCUUCGAAGCUUGAGCCCCAGCAUUUCGGUCCUCUUCUGGUGCUGUGGAGGCUUGAUGGCGUGGUUUCACCUGGCUCGGGUCAAGCUGAACUGGACUGGCCUUUUAAUCCUGGCCCACUUCAUGUACCUGCUGAUCGGGGCCAUCAUCUUCCAGAUGCUGGAGAGAGAAGCCGAGAGCAACAACCGAAACCACUUUCAGCUGGAGAAGCUGAAUUUCCUGGCUAAUUACACCUGCUUGGAUGGUCCGGCCUUGGAGAAGUUUGUUCAGGUUAUUCUGUAUGCCUGGGAAAAGGGAGUGAACCCCUCAGGCAACUCAACAAACCCCAGCAACUGGGACUUCAGCAGCUCCUUCUUUUUCGCAGGCACGGUCGUCACCACCAUCGGUUAUGGUAACCUCUCCCCCAGCACCGUGUCCGGCCAGGUGUUCUGUGUGUUUUACGCGCUCUGCGGCAUCCCUCUGAAUCUGGCGUUCCUCAAGCAGCUGGGCAAGUCCCUCACCGUCCAUCUGGGUCGACUAGAGCGAGGGAUGGUGGCCGUCGUUCCUCACAAGAGAGUGGUGGAAGCCACGGCGGUGAGUUUGUUCUUCGUCACCGGCAGCCUGCUGUUCCUCGUCAUCCCUCCUCUGCUGUUCAGUUACGUGGAAGGCUGGACGUUCGGAGAGGGCUUCUACUUUGCCUUCAUUACCCUCAGCACCAUUGGUUUUGGAGAUUAUGUGGUGGGCACUGACCCCGGGAAGGAGUACAUCUCGCUGUACCGCAGCCUCGCGGGCAUUUGGAUCAUCUUUGCGCUCGCUUGGCUCGCUCUUAUUCUCAACAUGGGAGCGAGGAUCAUGGAGAACUUGAUUAUCCUGACUCAUCCGGGCUUCAAGAAGCACGACGAGGAGGACGAGGAGGAGGUGUCCUCCAGUAAACUGGAAGUCACGUCAAAGAUCUGACAAUAGACUUAUAAGAUAUUUGCAAAUUAUAUUAAUCUGCUGUUAAAUACUGUAUUUAGUGUGCUUUGUUUUUUCCUGCAAGCUCUAUCCUAA
Fundulus heteroclitus (mummichog) is the source of this 1425-nucleotide messenger RNA. Its product is annotated as potassium channel subfamily K member 16. NCBI's taxonomy places the organism in Eukaryota, Metazoa, Chordata, Actinopteri, Cyprinodontiformes, Fundulidae. The record is from RefSeq and is a predicted model, not a curated record. The transcript has 5 exons. Gene Ontology annotation, biological process: stabilization of membrane potential; potassium ion transmembrane transport. Gene Ontology annotation, cellular component: membrane. Gene Ontology annotation, molecular function: potassium ion leak channel activity. Bases 454 to 1332 code for a protein of 292 amino acids.